CCAAAGAAAAGUGUGAGGCAGAGGCACCACUUAACAUUGUGGUAUAUUACACUAGCUAGUCGCUAGAGUAGUAGCGAUGGCCUCUGCCUCUUGCCUUGGCUUAGUGGUGCUCGUGGCAAUGGCCUCGGCGGCGUCGGCGCAGCUGUCGUCGACGUUCUACGACACGUCUUGCCCCAACGCGCUGGCCACCAUCAAGGCCGGCGUGACGGCCGCCGUGCAAAACGAGGCCCGCAUGGGGGCGUCGCUGGUGCGGCUGCACUUCCACGACUGCUUCGUCGAUGGAUGUGACGGGUCCGUUCUAUUGGCGGACACGGGGAGCUUCAUCGGCGAGCAGGGGGCAGCCCCGAACAACAAUUCCAUUCGAGGCAUGAACGUCAUCGACAACAUCAAGACCCAGGUGGAGGCCGUGUGCAAGCAGACCGUCUCCUGCGCCGACAUCCUCGCCGUCGCCGCCCGUGACUCCGUCGUCGCGCUGGGAGGACCGACGUGGACUGUUCUUCUCGGGAGGAGGGACUCCACCACUGCAAGCAAGACCAACGCGGAAAAUGACCUGCCACCUCCUACCUUCGACCUCCAAAACCUCACCACCUUGUUCGGCAACAAGCAGCUCAGCAUGACAGACAUGGUCGCGCUCUCAGGCGCCCACACGAUCGGGCAAUCGCAGUGCCGGUUCUUCAGGGACAGGAUCUACAACGAGACCAACAUCGACACUACCUUCGCGACAUCUCUCAGAGCCAACUGCCCCCGGUCCGGCGGCGAUAACAGCCUAGCGCCGCUGGACAAUGGCACCCCCAACGGGUUCGACAACGCCUACUACACCAACCUCAUGUCCCAAAAGGGGCUGCUGCACUCGGACCAGGUGCUGUUCAACGGAGGCGGCGCCGACAACACGGUCAGGAGCUUCUCGUCCAGCGCCGCGACGUUCAACAACGCCUUCACGACGGCCAUGAUAAACAUGGGGAACAUCGCGCCCAAGACGGGGACGCAGGGGCAGAUCAGGCUCGUCUGCUCCAAGGUCAACUCCUGAUCUCCGCGCUGGCGCUCUUCUGCUGCGCAUGAACUAAAUAAGGUCUUGGAGACCAGUACCAGCACCUACGGAGUACGUGUGUAGGGUGGGUGAAAAUUGUAUCGGUGCAUGCGUGCGUGUGUCCUCAUGUGUAACGAAUUCUCGUGCAAAGGCAUGGAGGAUUCCUUUCGUUUAUCUCAGUAUGUCAUACUGCGAGAUGAUGAAAAAAUGGCAAAAAUAGAUUCGAACUUGUGACCAA
This is a messenger RNA of Triticum dicoccoides, 1265 nucleotides long. RefSeq names its product peroxidase 2-like. The record is from RefSeq and is a predicted model, not a curated record. NCBI's taxonomy places the organism in Eukaryota, Viridiplantae, Streptophyta, Magnoliopsida, Poales, Poaceae. Gene Ontology annotation, molecular function: heme binding; peroxidase activity. Gene Ontology annotation, biological process: response to oxidative stress; hydrogen peroxide catabolic process. The transcript has 4 exons. Bases 77 to 1027 code for a protein of 316 amino acids.